AUCCAAAACUAAAAACCAAGACAAAAUCUACUAUUCUUCUAACCUAAAACCUUCUUUAAUUCUUGUUCUUUUUAUUUUUUUACAAAUUUUAUUCUUUUCUUUCUAUUAUUUUCAAUAUGUUAGGAAUUCGUAAGGUAUACCAAAUGCUUGUAAGCAAUGUAGUACCAUCCCUAGGAGUAGUUCCUCACUCGAAUGCUCGAAAUUCGAUUUCCAGUCCUACCCUUGCAACCCCAUGCAAGAAGAAUGUAGCACAAGCCAACGACACAAGGGCAAAAGCGUUAAUAACCGUGUUUGGCAUGGACAAAGAUGGAAGAAUAGCCAAAGAGAAGGCUUGUAAUGUGGUAAAGCAACUAGGGUUAGUCAAGGAAGAAGAAGAAUCGAGUUUUGAUGUACUAGAAGAACAACUCGAGGCGAAUGAAGUGCUCCUAAUGGAGCUAGAGGAGGAAGAGAAGAGAGAAAAGCAACAACUCCUUAGACAAGCUUUCUUGGUGUUUGAUGAGGAUAAAGAUGGUUUUAUUGAUGCAAAAGAGAUUAAGAGGGUUUUAGCAUGUUUAGGGUUGGAUAAUGGAUGGGAUAUGAAUGAAAUUGAGAAGAUGAUUAAGGUGGUUGAUCUUAAUCUUGAUGGAAAAGUUGAUUUCCAUGAAUUUGAAUUGAUGAUGGGAUGAUUUUCAUUUUAAAAAUGUUAUAAUGGAAUAUUAUUUCAUCUUAAUUUAUGUAAGAUAUACAACAAAAUUAGCCAAUUUAUUAUUUGACAUACUUUUAUUUUAUAUAUUUUUUGGUUAAUUUACAACAUACUUGGAAAAAUGGGUAUACAUGAAGAAAUGUAUUCCUUCAAAAAAAAAUCUCAUGAAUUCUAGUCAAAUUUAAAAUAACUUUGUUUAUUGGUUGAGUUUACAAUUUUUAAUUGUAAGAUUUGGAAUUCAAUACUCAACGACCCCAACUUUCAUAGUCGGAGGUAGGGGUCGGAUGAUGUGCAAUGAAUUAAAACUUAGCUUUU
Molecule: messenger RNA, 997 nt
Organism: Chenopodium quinoa (quinoa)
Lineage: Eukaryota; Viridiplantae; Streptophyta; Magnoliopsida; Caryophyllales; Amaranthaceae
Product: calmodulin-like protein 2
Exons: 1
Coding region: 117-665 (182 amino acids)
Molecular function (GO): calcium ion binding
Source: RefSeq, a predicted model, not a curated record